UCAAUGAAGUGAUUGCAUUACUUGAGAGGCAUCGUAUCAGAAAGACGUCAUAUCAUCAACUCGGCCCGCUACGUCUUCUAUCUGAUAGCACACUAAAGAGCAUUGAACAGGAGCACAGAGGACAAGUUGAUCGUUGUUUCACAGAGUGUUUGGCUAGCUGGUUGCGUAAAGCCUGAUGGUGUGGAGAUUCCAACAAUAGAUACACUGAUAGCUGCUCUUAGAGGAAUAGGAGAGAAUGCUGUAGCUGAUGGUAUUAAUGGCCCGAGAAAGACAAAUCUUGGCUCGCCCCUUCAUACCAACAAGUGAAGUAUCAAAUAGACCAAUAUUAGCUACACCUCCGACAAUGCAUACCAGUGAAGAGCAUCCAAUACAGCCAAUCAUUGUUAAUCCAGGUGUUCAUGAUCUUGGGCUCAAAGUUGAUCAAGUUUCUAAGCUACGAGACAUUGCUAAUGAAUUGCAGGAUAAGUUUGAUUAUCUUGUUCUUGCAGUGAAAAAGUCACUUGAAAAUAAUUCCAUUGAUAUAGAAGAUGCAAAAAUGUUGAUACAUGGAUGCUUAAAGAGAAAAGCUCGUGUUGUGUCUCAGCUGCUGCCCUGUAUUAAUAUUCUUAAGAAGGUUAAUGAUUUUAAAAGCUUUUUUGAGUUUCUAAGUGAAUAUGAUUUUAUUGGUUAUCUCAAUUACAAGCUAUUGAAGAAAUUAUCUAAACUAGUUAAAGAUGAUAAUGAGAUUAACAGGUAUUUUGUUGAAUACGAAAAAGAAUAUGCCAAGUUAUUGAGUGCAGCUGCCUUUCAAGAAUUUAUACCUUUCUUUGAAAAACAAUCAGACCUGUCUCCUACUGCUCCUCUUGGCUUACCUUAUGUUUCCUUUUGUGUUGAAAAACCUGAUUCAUUCACUAGUGCUCAUGAUUGCCUCUCAACCUUUGAUGAAUUCUCAUGGUCACAAGAUAUUUUUUUAAAACAAUUACAAAAGAAAUGCAUUAUCAUCACUUAUGCCAUACUACCAUAUGUUCUUGAUGAUGUCAUGAGAGAUCUCAAGGAUCCAGUAAUAUUGAAAAAGCUAGAGGACAAUGAUAUUAGAGUAGUUGAACUACCACAAGAAGAGGAAGACCCACAGAUUGAAUCCACUGCCGCUAAAAUAGAACCAAAGGUUGAUGCUUCUUCAAUCAUGCAGACCACAUCAUUGGAGGGAAAAAUUUCCACCACAAGCACUACUACUUUGGUAGGUAUAGCACAUUUACAGCUACAGUAA
Molecule: messenger RNA, 1246 nt
Organism: Amphimedon queenslandica
Lineage: Eukaryota; Metazoa; Porifera; Demospongiae; Haplosclerida; Niphatidae
Exons: 6
Coding region: 248-1246 (332 amino acids)
Source: RefSeq, a predicted model, not a curated record